Molecule: messenger RNA, 1884 nt
Organism: Pseudogymnoascus verrucosus
Lineage: Eukaryota; Fungi; Ascomycota; Leotiomycetes; Thelebolales; Thelebolaceae
Exons: 8
Coding region: 280-1803 (507 amino acids)
Biological process (GO): carbohydrate transport; transmembrane transport
Cellular component (GO): membrane
Molecular function (GO): carbohydrate:proton symporter activity
Source: RefSeq, a predicted model, not a curated record
AGAACUUCCAAGUCAAGGUGCCAUAAACAUACGCUAUCGCUGCUUUUUAGGAUGACAAUGUCUCCAUCUUUUUUAUAUUUGCUCAAUUAGACACGGCUUUAGCGGCACCCAUGGGGUACCCCAGAAUCCGGAGAAGGGGUAGUUGCAAGUUCGUGGGGUUAUAAAGCUAGCGGACCUGGCACUUUCGUUCACUCCACAUUGCAUACAUCCCAAGAGUUGGGAUAUCACUUCCUAAGAAAUCUCUCAUACCUAUCUUUUAUACCAUUGUCCUCGAGAAUAAUGGCUAAACUUAAGCAUCCAUAUGCAUGGCUUUUUUGCUCAUUCGCAGCCCUGGGGGCUUGUCUCUAUGGUUAUGACGGAGUCUAUUUCACAGGGGUGUCCGCUAUGGACAUCUUCGUCGAACACUUCGGGACCCAAAAAGCAGAUGGUUCAUAUGAGAUUUCAUCCUCGCAGCUUUCUCUAAUGACAUCGGUUAUCAACAUCGGAGAACUCCUUGGCUCCUUAACGGCUGCGCCAUUGAACGACUAUCUUGGCCGCAAAGGCGUUUUCCUAAUUGCUUCCAUAGCAAUCAUUAUUGGUGUUAUACUCCAGCUUGUCACCGACCAUAAUACGUCGUACAUCAUGGGAGGCCGCAUCAUUCUUGGCUAUGGCGUUGGUAAUUUCUCUGCCACUUCACCAUUAUACAUAGGAGAAAUUGCACCUGCAGCUAUUCGUGGCCAGCUUCUUAUGUGCUGGCAGCUUGUUAUUUCCAUUUCACAAAUUAUUGCCGCCGCGAUCAAUCGUGGUACCGAAGGAAUCAACUCGACCGUGGCGUAUCGUGUACCAAUGGGUGUCCAAGUCGUUUUCCCUGUCAUUGUUCUCGCCGGACUUUGGUGGGUUCCAGAGUCUCCACGCUGGCUACUCCGCAAAGGAAAGAAGGAGUCUGCCAGGAAAGCUCUUGUACUUGUUCAUCGUGGCGAGCAGUAUACUCCAGACGAAGACCUCAGUGUCCUGCAACAAGAUAUUGACGAUGAGUCUCUGAAGGCUGCAGAAUCAUCUUGGAUGGAUCUCGUUAGAGAUCCAAUUGAGAGACGCAAGGUGGUGUACUCUGCUGGUGCGUUGAUCGCGCAGCAGAUUAAUGGCAUCCAAUGGUUUUAUUACUUCGGAACUGUGUUCUCAAAAGCAAUUGGCCUUCAGGAUCCAUUUUUAAUGACAUUGAUUGUUUUUAUCAUUCAGGUAGUUGUUGUCUUUGUAGCUGUGCUUUUCGCCAACAGCCUCCCAAGGCGCCCGCUUCUCCUCAUUACUACAGGUCUUAUGACAGUCUCUAUCUUUGUUGUCGGUUGCCUCGGAAUACCUGGAAAUACGCCAUCGCCGACGAUUGGAAAAGUCAUCUUCGCAUUCAUUAUUAUUGAAAUUACAGCUUUCAACUUUGCAUGGGGCCCGCUUGGAUGGACGAUAGCUUCUGAGAUGGCAGUGGGCCGAAAUCGUAAUAAGAUCUACGCCAUUUCCGUUGGUUGCUUCUGGAUCACCGUAUGGGCAACAGUGUUUACUCUCCCUUACCUGUACUACAACGCAAAUCUCGGCCCAAAGACGGGGUUUGUCUACACAGGCCUUUGCUUUGUCUCGCUAUCAUACGUAUAUUUCUGCGUCGGUGAAGUCACAGGCAGAACGAUGGAAGAGAUCAAUGGAUUCUUUGCUGAUGGAAUCCCAGCAAAGCAGUGGCAACAUCAGCCAUCGCUUGCAGAGCGUGCAGCUAAUACUCAUGUCAAGGGUGAUGAUGAAGAGAAAAGCGCUGGAAGUAUGCAAGUUGAGAAGGGGCUGUAAAUUCGAGGUGUUUGAUUAUUACGGUGUAUAUUAUAAGAAACCUAGUAGAGGCGAGGAUAUAUUGCAUUUAUAGAUUCUGGG